This is a messenger RNA of Paramecium tetraurelia, 1474 nucleotides long. RefSeq lists its product as uncharacterized. Lineage: Eukaryota; Ciliophora; Oligohymenophorea; Peniculida; Parameciidae. The record is from RefSeq and is a predicted model, not a curated record. The transcript is spliced from 2 exons.
AUGCUUAAAGCUAUUCUUGUCUUAUUUUUAAUCACAUCGUUAUAGGGUUCAAAUAUUAGAAGGCACCACAAUAAUAUAAAAAGCUAGGAAGGGUUGUAAUCAAUUUUAGCAGAAAAUAAACAAAACAUUAAGAAAUCAAAUGAAUAAUAAAAGAACUUAGUAGGUGAUUUAGAAAACAAUGAAGAGAAUUAAGUAGGGUAAUUUGAAAAGGACAGCUUAUUAUAAAAAGGAAGCUCUAAAAAAUAAAAUAAAAAGAAUGUAAAAGAAGAAUCAAUUAAAGAGGUUGACAGAGAAGAAAUUCAAUUGAUUGAAGAAAUGUAAAUAAAAGGAAAUGAAAAGAAGACUAAAAAACAUACAAAUGUUGAAAAAUAAAAAGAUAAAAAAAAACACUAAACAUUAUUAGAAGAAAAUGUUGUAGCUGAUGGAAGAGCUAGAUCAAACGAAGAAUGGAUGCAAAAGAUCGCUAACGAUGUUGCUACCAUUAAAAUGAACAUCAAAUCAUAAUUAGAUGCUGAUCAUAUUGCUUUUGUUGAGGAGAAUGUUGUUGCUGAUGGAAGAGCUAGAUCAAACGAAGAAUGGAUGUAAAAGAUCGCUAAUGAUGUUGCUACCAUUAAACAAAAUAUCAAAUCCUAAUUAGAUGCUGAUCAUAUUGCUUUUGUUGAAGAGAAUGUUGUUGCUGAUGGAAGAGCUAGAUCAAACGAAGAAUGGAUGUAAAAGAUUGCUAAUGAUGUUUCAACAAUUAAACAAAACAUCAAAUCAUAAUUAGAUGCUGAUCAUAUUGCUUUUGUUGAGGAGAAUGUUGUAGCUGAUGGAAGAGCUAGAUCAAAUGAAGAAUGGAUGUAAAAGAUUGCUAAUGAUGUUUCAACAAUUAAACAAAAUAUCAAGUCUUAAUUAGAUGCUGACCACAUUGCUUUUGUUGAAGAGAAUGUUGUUGCUGAUGGAAGAGCUAGAUCAAACGAAGAAUGGAUGUAAAAGAUCGCUAACGAUGUUGCUACCAUUAAAAUGAACAUCAAAUCAUAAUUAGAUGCUGAUCAUAUUGCUUUCGUUGAGGAGAAUGUUGUUGCUGAUGGAAGAGCUAGAUCAAAUGAAGAAUGGAUGUAAAAGAUUGCCAAUGAUGUUUCAACAAUUAAACAAAAUAUCAAAUCAUAAUUAGAUGCUGACCACAUUGCUUUCGUCGAGGAGAAUGUUGUUGCUGAUGGAAGAGCUAGAUCAAAUGAAGAAUGGAUGUAAAAAAUUGCCAAUGAUGUUUCAACUAUUAAAAAAAACAUUUAACAUUAAAUGAAUGGUACUGAAUUUGUACAAUAAAACCAUAUUGACAGUGCUUUAGUAGACGAAUAGUAGCCACAAUCAUAAGAUUACUGGUCUUAAAAACUAAAAGAAGACAUAAAUAAGAUUAAAUAGGAUGAUUCUAAUAAAAAAUUGGAAUGAUUUAUUCAAAUAACAUUAAUAAAACCAUAAUUUUUCUAUCUAAUAU